UCUCUUUACAAGGAUGACUGAUUACGAUCAAAGAAAAUACGAUAUUGUGGUGUUUGGUGCUACUGGAUUUACAGGUGCAUUAACUUGUGAAUAUUUAGCAGAAAUUAAAGACAAAGAUCUUUCAUGGGCUCUUGCAGGUCGCACUUUAAGUAAACUCGAAAAAACUCGCGACCGUCUUGUUGAACUCGACCCUUCAUUGAAGUCUUUGAAUCUUCUGAUUGCAGACACAAAUCAACCAGAGACAUUAGACGAAGCUUUAUCUCAAACACGCGUUGUCAUUAGUACUGUAGGACCUUAUACAAAGUAUGGUACACCACUUGUCGAAGCCUGUCUUCGUCAAAAGACACAUUAUGUGGAUUUGACAGGUGAAUAUGGAUGGACUAAAUACAUUAUUGAACAACACGACAAGGAAGCAAAAGAAAAGCAUGUCAUGAUUGUACCUUCUUGUGGAUUUGAUUCUGUACCAAGUGAUAUGGGUGUCUAUAUGCUUUCAGAACAUAUGAAAAACAAGCAUCAUCUGGACCUUGCCUCGGUCAAGAUGUCCCUUAUAAAAGCAGUAGGUGGCUAUUCAGGUGGCACCGUUCAAUCCCUGAUGGAAGCUGCUACUGACAGGUCCUUGACCUAUCAAGAUCAUGUUGACCCUUAUUUCUUGGCCACACGUCGAGGUGUCGAUAAGUUCCAAUUACCUCCUUUUAAGCGGGAUCAUGAUUUUGGUAACCGAUGGCAAGGAUUCUUCGUGAUGUCUGUGGUCAAUGAAAGAGUAGUCAGACGCAGUUGGUCUAUCUGGGCUGACCGUGGCAAGAGUUAUGGCAAUUUGUUUAGUUACAGAGAAUACAUGUCAUUCCCUUUUGUGCCUGGAUUGGUGUUCACAGCACUUUUGUAUGCUGUUGUACCCUUGUUUAGUUUGAUGUUUAGAGUCUUUCCUUCUUCGGUGGAUAAGGUCAAGUCUCUUUUGCCUGGAUCAGGUGCCGGUCCUGAUGCAGAACAAAGAGCCAAAGGUGAAUUUACCAUUGAAUUUGUGGCUACAGCUGAAAAUGAGCCUUAUGAUGAACCUGUUCGUGCGAGAGGCACUGUCAAGGGCUUCAGAGAUCCUGGUUAUGGUGAUACCUGUCGUAUGAUUGCUGAAUCUGCUUUGUGUAUUGUCAAGAGCUUAAGAGAACUUCCUGGAAAAGAAGGUGGUAUCUUGACACCUUCCACUGCCUUUGGUCAAGUCUUGAUUGACCGUUUAACUCAACAUGGAGGCAUGGUUUUUGAUGUCAAAGAUAUAUAAUAAUAAU
Molecule: messenger RNA, 1277 nt
Organism: Gilbertella persicaria
Lineage: Eukaryota; Fungi; Mucoromycota; Mucoromycetes; Mucorales; Choanephoraceae
Product: saccharopine dehydrogenase
Exons: 5
Coding region: 14-1270 (418 amino acids)
Biological process (GO): glycolipid biosynthetic process
Cellular component (GO): lipid droplet; mitochondrion; plasma membrane
Source: RefSeq, a predicted model, not a curated record